Molecule: messenger RNA, 4731 nt
Organism: Hipposideros armiger (great roundleaf bat)
Lineage: Eukaryota; Metazoa; Chordata; Mammalia; Chiroptera; Hipposideridae
Product: protein FAM8A1
Exons: 5
Coding region: 89-1336 (415 amino acids)
Source: RefSeq, a predicted model, not a curated record
UGCUGUGGUGGCGACGGGGGCCGUUGGGGAGGAGCCAGUGGGGGAGGGAGACGGAGCAGUGACAAGACAGAGCGGUGCUGCGGUGACUAUGGCAGAGGGGCCGGAGGAGGCCCGAGGCCGCCCUCCCGGGCAGGGCGACGGCAGAGGGGACCAAGACCCGGUCCAUUCUCUGACAGGCCCUCCUGCCGCCGCCGCCCCGCAUUCCUGGAACGAGCCGCAGGCCGAACCCCAGUCCCCGGGCCGGCCCCCAGCCGCGGGCCUCGCGCCCACCGCGGCCGCCGCCGAGGAGUCGGAGCCACAGCUCGAGCCUGGGAAGCCCGGGGACGCGGCGUCCGGCUCCGGUGCGGAGCUGCAGGAGCCGGCGGGCUGCGAGGCGCCGGAGGCCGCGGCGCCGCGUGAGAAGCCCGCGCGGCUGAGCGCCCGCGAGUACUCCCGGCAGGUGCACGAGUGGCUGUGGCAGUCUUACUGCGGCUACCUCACCUGGCACAGCGGCCUGGCCGCCUUCCCAGCCUACUGUAGCCCCCAGCCAUCCCCGCUCAGUUACCCCUCAGGCGGCGGCACCGCUGCCCCCCAGGCCGCGGCGCCAGCGCCCCUCCAGCUGGGCUAUUACAACCCCUUCUACUUCCUGAGCGCCGCGGCCGCCGGACCUGACCCGGGAGCGGCUCCGGGCAUCACUACCCCUGCUCCAGUCACGGGCCUGGGACCCCGGGCUCCUCAAGUGCAGGGAUCCGUCCAGGCAACCCCAGUGACGCGAGUGGGAUCCGCCGCCCCUUCGCGAGCCCCGAGCGAGAACGGGCGCCAGGCAGGCAGAGAGUAUGUUAUUCCAUCCUUGGCCCACAGAUUUAUGGCAGAGAUGGUGGAUUUCUUUAUUCUCUUUUUUAUAAAAGCUACCAUUGUUUUAAGCAUUAUGCAUCUCAGUGGAAUAAAGGAUAUCUCUAAGUUUGCUAUGCAUUAUAUAAUAGAAGAAAUAGAUGAAGACACAUCAAUGGAAGACUUGCAAAAAAUGAUGGUUGUGGCUCUUAUAUACAGAUUAUUAGUUUGUUUCUAUGAGAUAAUUUGCAUUUGGGGAGCAGGCGGAGCUACCCCAGGAAAGUUCCUGCUGGGGCUUCGAGUUGUGACAUGUGAUACAUCAGUGCUUAUUGCACCAAGUCGGGUUUUAGUGAUUCCUUCCUCAAAUGUUAGCAUUACAACAUCUACUAUACGAGCUUUGAUCAAGAAUUUUUCUAUUGCUUCUUUUUUCCCUGCUUUCAUCACACUGCUGUUUUUUCAGCAUAAUCGAACAGCCUAUGACAUUGUAGCAGGAACCAUUGUGGUAAAAAGAAAUGGGGUCAGAUGAUGCCCCCUAAAACCCUGAAUUCCAUACUCUCUGGAAUAAUGACAAGACUAAAUUAUGUAUCAAGGCCAUCAGUAUCCUUGGGUUACAUUCAUUGAUGAUUUAGAAAUUAAAGCAGUCGCUCCAGUGCGAUACAGGUGGCUGUUCUGAAAGUAUUGCUUUUACUUGAAUGCCAAAGAACUUUUCCAGAAGAAAAACCUGUUAAAUUCAAGUGUUAAAAUUUCAGAUAAAAAAGGCAAGUGGUUUCAUAACCAACAAUGGACAAUAUAUGCUAAGAUCUAAGGCAUUAGAAUUUGCUGAAAGCAUUUUCAGCUUUGAAAUCUCCAAAUGAAACUUUAAAAUUAAUUUAUUUUGGUGUAUCCCAAAAUGAUGGAAAAUGUCCAGUUGUGUUUUGUAAACACAUUAUUCAUCUUUUAGUUAACACUUCUUGUGGAAAUUAUUAUCUGUGCUUUUUGGGGUAGUGGGGACACAAAUUUAAUAAUUCACUUAUCUCCCAUUCCAGGAGAUAGUUAGCUAUAAGAGAAAGGGGCAAGUGAGGCAGGCCUACUGACUCCCUUACCUAAAGUUUUAAAAUCUGUAUUGCAGUUUACUGUGGAGUGAUGUAACUUUACAACUGUUCUUAAUGCUUAAUAUGUAUUUUGGGGCAAGUAUUGCAUGAUGAUAAAGUACUGUCAUUGCUAUAUUAACAUUGAUUUUUUAAAAGAAAAGGUUAGUGUUUGCUUUUAAUAAGGGGGAGUAAAUUUUCACUGUAAAUUUAACUUAAAAUUUAUGUGCAAGUAUUUUCAGUGCCCUAAAUCAAACUAUAACUAUGUGGGGGGAAAUUACUUUUCAUCAAACUGUUGGAUAUUUACUGUAAAACAAUAUUCCCAGUAUGUGUACGCAUGAAGAAAGUAUUAGUGCUUUUCAGUGUUCUGAAUAUUAACUUCUCUUUACACACAGGAUAUUCACAUACCAGUUUCCUUUUAUAUUUUAUAUAGUUCCAUAAAUUCUGAAACAUCAAGGAGUUAAAUAAUCUUAGUAUUUCAUGAUUAAAUACUACUGGUAGCCUGUGAAAUAUUAGCAAUUUUCCCAGUAUGAACUGUUCUAAAACAAGGAAGAGCAGCAUUUCCAGACAUUAUUCUAAGUUCUUUGGUUCUGUGGGCCCAAAGCUUAUAUUUGGGGCCUGCCAGGGAUGAUGAUGUGAGGGAAACAUUAAGCAAAGUAAGACUUUAUGUAUUGCCAUUUUAAUUUAUUCUUCUAUGGAGCAAAGUUGUGGAGUUGCAAGUGUGUGCGUGCUUUUGUUAGAUGGCCCAGUUAGCUGUGUUGAGAUAUACCUGAACUAAAAGUUUUGUUUCUUAGGCAUUUUCUCCAACUCUGAUCAAUUAUUUUCCAAAAAAACCCAAACAACACUAAAUUGUAUUGGAAAGUUCAUAAUUAGAUUGCUUAAAGGAUCGAUCUAGGCUUUAUUUUUGGUCUUUAUUAGCAAAUGCAAGACACAUCUGUUAUCACUGUAUUAAUUUUUAAAGGUUUUUCUUUGAUAUUUUAAAACUGUGAAAAUAUUCACAUUUGAUGGUUAUGGAACCUUAACAGCAUCCUUAUUAAUAUCUUUUUUUUGUAAACUUCAUAAACGAUGUUUUGAAAAAUAAUUUUAAUUAAAUCCAACAUCACAGAAAGCCUGUUAAGUGUCAAAGGAUUAAACAGAUCAUUCACUUGUAGCCUCUGGGAAGAUAUUUAAAGUGUUAUGGUCCUUCAAAGUAUAAAUAAAUAAAACUAAAUUUUUAUUAGACUAGAAAUUAGGGAAUGUUACAUAAGCUUACCAACCUAGUAGUGUAUACAUUAUCAUUAAUGUAUACAUUAUUUUUGCUACUGAUGAGGAAUUCAAGUUGAAAUCUCUUUCAGUCAUUUAACUUUGGAAUUUAUCUUUAAUGUAUUAUGUCCUCUGAGAUUAUUGGAUGGUUUACCCUUUAGGCUAUUUUUAUUUAUAUACUAUUUUUGUUUAAAACAAAAGCAAACAAGUAGUCCAGUUUAAUGGUAUACUUAAAAUAAUGCACAUUUUCUAUAAUAAGUCAUUCAGAUUAAUAUCUAUGUAGGUUCAUUUAGAGCCAUCUCAGGAUUCAAAUUAUACUAUAUUGCCUAUAAAACUCAAGUAUUAUUAAUUUGACUGCUUUUACAACAGAAAAUCCAAGUCUUAUUUAUGAAUUCAUCCCUAGUAACAUUUUAGUUCCAAAAUUAUUGAAAAAAAAACGAAAAGACAUGAUGGGGAAGAAAAGGGAGCCACAUUUUUUUCUCUUGAGGUUGUGGGCCAUAGAGAAUCCCUCUCUUUUCAAAACACUUUUCUAUUUAGUAUGUCAUUUAUAGAAAUGCUGGUUUUCUGUGUCAAAGUAUAAUUUUCAUGCUGAAGCUCUAGCCUAAAAAGGCAAAAAGAAAGUUGUCUUCAUAGUACAAACAGUAUUCGUCACUUUUAUGACAUAAGGGAACAAAAAUUAGGCAUGAAGCUGAGUGAGAAUAGUAUUUCAAUGAACAAGCCCUAAAUCCACAUAACAAGCAGUUAACAUAGGCAUCGAGAAAAUCUCAGUACCCAUUACUAAAGGUAGCCUGAGUGGCAGUGCCCCUUGACAAAGUCUGACAUACUAAUAUUCAUGCUGGGCCUCGGGUAGGUAAGUGUAAGUGAUGGCAAGGCAAGCCUUGCAUUUAAACUAAUCUGUGACUAGAGAAAUAAAGCCAACACUUUUUGGGACAGUAAGCCUUAACUUUAAAACAUUGCCCAAGUGAUACUUGUGUUGGACUGGUUCAGAAGUUAUUUCUACCUAAACAUUUACCCUCCAGUUUUACCCAGAUGUUUAGGGCUGGAAAAAAAUGUAUUAUAUUUGAGGGCCACUUUGUCUAAAUUGUGUUUUAUUGUUUCAAAUGGUAGUAAAAAUUGUUUUAACUCUUAAGAUUUGUUCCCUUAAGCGACUUGUUUGGGUAUUUCACACUUAUGCAUAAGUAUUUCCAGCCUAAAGAAGGUAGAAAUGAGUUAAAAAUUAAACUAUUUGCUACUUAGGAAUAAAGGGCUUUUUAAGAGAAUAGGGGCAUUAAAUAUUUUCAUUCCAUACUUACCCCUAUUAGAACAGGCUAUUGUUUCUUUUGAAGAAUAUCUCUCAAUAACAAUAUUCCUAAAAUCUGACCAGUAUCAUUUCAGUUACUUGCCGUUCCCCACCCCCCAUACAUAAGGUCAUAAUCUUUACAAUAUGUAUUUGCCUGGGUGAAGUUCCUCAUUUCAAACUGUAUAUGUGUAUUUCCUUGCAGUUCAUUAUAGUAGGGCUUGACCCACAGACAGUAUCUGAUAGCCUGCCUAUAAAUAAACUCAGUAUUCUAUUUUUAGUAAUUUGUAUGCCACCAAUUUGUACUUGUCUCAAUAAAUACUUGGUCACCAAUGA